AUGAUAAUUAAGGCCUCUCAACUAAGAGAAGAAUUUUAUCUCGCAUUUGAAUGUACAGAUCACGGUGAUUUGCAAACCUAUUUGAUUAACAAUUAUCUAAAGUGGGAAUGCAAGCAUACAAAGAAUGUGGUUGUUAAAGGUGAUAAUAAUACCCAAUUUGGCAUUAGAGCAGUUAUUACCGGCUUUAAGCUCUCUAAAGUCGUUAGUCAUCAUAGUAUAUUGAUUCAACCCAUUGAAUCUACGAAUUAUAACUCCUUAUGGUGGUGGUGGUGUUUUGGAAAAAAAAAUUUUAUGGAUCCUUAUAUAUCAUUCGGGGAAAUUUAUAAAGACUCAUCUGACAUAUAUAGACUUGGAAUUAUAUUAUGGGUGAUUUCAAGAAAUGGCUAUAUAACGUCGGGAGUUGAAUAUAAGAAACCAGUGGCCGGAUCUACUUGCUCUUACGUCGCACUUUAUAAUAGCUGUUGGGUUUGGAAUCUUGAUGAGCGACCCGAUAUUAAUCGUGUUUAUGAAUUGAUACAUGAAGAUGGGAUUGUAUUGGGCGAAAAUCGACCUGAUAUUAACAUGAAGAUAAUAUUGUAUCAG
Dentiscutata erythropus is the source of this 582-nucleotide messenger RNA. The record is from the annotation of a GenBank genome assembly. NCBI's taxonomy places the organism in Eukaryota, Fungi, Glomeromycota, Glomeromycetes, Diversisporales, Gigasporaceae.